Messenger RNA from Meleagris gallopavo (turkey), 2039 nucleotides. RefSeq names its product cell division cycle 7 (gene CDC7). Gene Ontology annotation, cellular component: nucleus. Gene Ontology annotation, biological process: mitotic DNA damage checkpoint signaling; protein phosphorylation. The record is from RefSeq and is a predicted model, not a curated record. Gene Ontology annotation, molecular function: protein serine/threonine kinase activity; ATP binding. Lineage: Eukaryota; Metazoa; Chordata; Aves; Galliformes; Phasianidae.
GAAGAGAAAAUGAUGCCACUGUGAGAGGCAGUGGUGCUGAGCUCCCUUGUCACUGUCCUUCACUGGUACUCCGCAUCUCUUUUCUUCAUGAAAUAGGAUUAUCUUUUUUUUAAUUGUACAUUAGUAAAUAAUUUACACCUUUUCUUACAAGAUUUGGGAAGAAGCCUUUCAAAAUAAAUAUGCUCUAUUACUUUUAUGAGAGAUUAGAACAAAUAAUCAUGCUUUUGGGUUAUGUUCUCUAGAAGCGGGAGAAAUCUCAUACAUUGAGAAGAUUUUCUCUUAUGUGUUUUCAGGUUUUCUGUCUUUGUUGGGGUGCUGCAGUGUACAGUGCAACAAAUUUCUUGUGGACCAGUUCCCCACUUUUCAAAGCAAACUUCAGGAAAAAGAUAGAGCUUUAACAUGAAUGAGCAAACACUCCAGAUAGAAGAAAAUCAUUUGUCUCUAAGCUUAUCCUGCUUUCUUCCUUCUCUUCCCCCUUCUUACCUUUUACUGGAGAUCAAGUGGGUUUACUGGUUUGAUUUGCUCUGGGAUAGUAGGUGCCUUGCAAUUUUAGGCAGCACAGAGGAAUUCCUCACACUCUGAGUGCAGGGCAGUGGAGUGUAUUAUCAGAUAUGUUUGCUCCCUCAAGUGUCCAGAAGUGGUUUUCAGGGUCUUGGAUUUUUUUCUUUAGUUUUGUGAUGGAGACAGAGUCCAAGUCUCACUGUGAUGAGCAGCACCCUCAUCAGGCUGAAGACACAAGCAGAAAGCUUGCACAGAGCAGUAAGCUUUCAGCAGGAAUAAAAAAAGAUAUUGAAAAACUUUAUGAAGCAGUGCCGCAGCUUGUAAACGUGUUCAAAAUUAAGGAAAAAAUUGGAGAAGGUACUUUUAGUUCUGUUUACUUGGCCACAGCGCAACUGCAAACAGGAUGUGAAGAAAAAAUGGCUCUGAAGCACUUGAUUCCAACCAGUCACCCUCUGCGAAUUGCUGCUGAACUUCAGUGCCUCACAGUAGCAGGGGGACAAGAUAACGUUAUGGGAGUUAAAUAUUGCUUUAGGAAAAAUGAUCACGUGGUUAUUGUUAUGCCAUAUCUGGAACAUGAAUCCUUCUUGGACAUUCUGAAUUCUCUUUCCUUUGAAGAAGUGAAAGAAUACAUGUUUAAUCUGUUUAAAGCAUUGAGGCGCAUUCACCACUUUGGUAUUGUUCAUCGUGACGUCAAACCCAGUAACUUUCUCUACAACAGGAGGCUGAAGCAGUACGCCUUGGUAGAUUUUGGCUUGGCGCAAGGAACUCCUGAUACAAAAAUUGAACUUCUCAAAACUGCCCAUUCUGAAGGCCAGCAGGGAAGUUACUCGCAAAGCAAUCCCAGCAUAGCUUUGGGAAAUGGGGCUUCUGUCGCUGUCACAGCACCUAAACAGAUUCCUCAACAGUUAGCAUCAAGAGCAUCUGAUAAAAGCUCACACUCAAAAAUACAGAUUAAACAAGGAAGAGGAGGAAAGGAGGAUUCUGUGCACCAUUCUGCCCAACGCUCUGUCUUUGGAGAGAGGAAUUUCAACAUCUAUUGUUCCACAUACCAGGAGAACUCAAAUACAAAAGUAAGAAACAAGACUCAUCAGUAAGAGCAAUUUGUUAAGUCUUAGAGAAAUUAUAGAACUAGUUCUAUAAGAUUGGGCAGAACCCUGUGAAACUAAAGUUCUCAGCUGACAAUUAAGAAUACAGAUUAUUAAGUGCGAUUUCACUGAAAGGCUUGAAGAGUUUUUCAUUUGUUUCAGUCCCUUUUGAAACUCUGAAGAGGUGUUAUGUACAUGUCUCCCCAGCUCAUGUUCUUUGUAUGCUAGUUGGUAUCUUUCCUACACGUGUACCUUUCCGCCAAGAUAUCUUUAGUUUGUGAAACCUUUGCUUGUUAUUUUGCAACUGAAGCUGUAGAGAAAACAAGUAUGUAAUAAACGUUUUUAUUUUGUUGUUAGGAAUUAAUGUGAGAUGGAGGAAAACCCCAACUAAAUUAGAAGGCUUGUCUAACAAUGAUCCUCUUAUUGUAGAAUUAAAACUAGUGCUACUUUGUU